UUGCUUUCUCUGUUGCUGAUGACGUCACGCUCCUCCUCUUCCUCGCGGGCGUUCCAAAAGGAGACCCACGUGGCCUGGCGCGCGGCCUUACAGCAGACACAGACGCACAGUACACACGCAUAUAUAGGCAUAUAUCAGUAUAUCUAUGUAGGCAUAAUAGAGGCAGUGCUCUCCUUCGGAGCUGAGGUUGCCUCCUCCUCCUCCCCCCCUCCAUCAUGGCGCUGGUCCCUUGCCAGGUGCUGCGGGUGGCCAUCCUCCUCUCCUACUUCUCCGUCCUGUGCAACUACAAGGCCAUUGACAUGCCUGCGCACCAGACCUAUGGAGGCAGCUGGAAGUUCCUCACCUUCAUCAACCUGGUUAUUCAAGCAGUCUUUUUUGGGAUCUGUGUGUUGACUGACCUUUCCAGCCUUCUGACGAAAGGAAAUGACAGCCAAGAACAAGAAAGACAGCUAAGAAAACUCAUUUCCCUCCGUGACUGGAUGAUGGCUGUCUUAGCUUUCCCAAUUGGAGUUUUUGUUGUUACAAUGUUUUGGAGCCUCUAUAUCUAUGACAGAGAACUAGUUUAUCCCAAGCUCCUUGAUAAUUUUAUACCACCUUGGCUGAAUCAUGGAAUGCAUACAACCGUUUUGCCUUUUAUAUUAAUUGAGAUGAGAACAACGCAUCAUGAAUAUCCCAGCAAGACAUAUGGAUUGGUUGCUGUGAGCACCUUUUCUGUUGGCUACAUAUUAUGGUAUGGAAGAAGGAAAAGAAAAGCCAAAACUGGAUUGAACAAAAGAAGAGAGAACAGAAAAGAGGACUUUGCUGCUACAUGGAAGGCAUCUCUGUGUCAAGAGAUGUUGCAAGAGGAAGCUAUUUACAUGAACAGAACAUUUAGGAUACUUUUAUUAUUUCCUUAAAGGUGAAUUGAUCUGAUCACCUCCUCCUACUUCCUGAUAUCUAAAUCUGCCUAUGAGACUUUAUUUGAUGGGUAUCUCUAUAAGGUUCUUAGCAAAUGUCAUUAUGUUCAUCAAUAUUGUGUUCUUCUGGUGGCAGAAUUAAUAGGAUCUUUUGUAGCUCUGAUUUUGAAAUAAGAUUAGGCAGCCCCAGACUGAACCCAUGUGGAAAUCAUUUGUAUUUUCUGACUGUAUCAUCUGUCACAUCAUGGAUUGGCCACUUUUAGCAAAUCAAAGAAAACUGUUGUGUUUUGAUUAAGCAGCUGGCAGUGCUGGAGACGAUGAGGAUGGAAUAGAAGAUUCAAGGUUAGGAAUGCUCCUUGUCGGAUGGUACACCUUCAAGAUAUAGGGGGAAAAGCAGUUUUAAGCACUUUGAUGUUAUCACUUCUGCUUUAUUUUUCAUUAUUCCCAUCCCUCAAAGAAAAAUCUGGUAUAAACCAAAUAAACAGAUAUUCAUAGUUAUAAAUGGUAAGUAUUGCAAGUAAAAUGUAUGCAUAUUGUUCCUUACAAGCACAUUAUUAAUAAAGAACAGAAUACCCCUG
Molecule: messenger RNA, 1474 nt
Organism: Sceloporus undulatus (fence lizard)
Lineage: Eukaryota; Metazoa; Chordata; Lepidosauria; Squamata; Phrynosomatidae
Gene: AIG1
Product: androgen induced 1
Exons: 5
Coding region: 216-896 (226 amino acids)
Cellular component (GO): membrane; endomembrane system
Source: RefSeq, a predicted model, not a curated record